Rattus rattus (black rat) is the source of this 4701-nucleotide messenger RNA. RefSeq names its product PITPNM family member 3 (gene Pitpnm3). The record is from RefSeq and is a predicted model, not a curated record. Gene Ontology annotation, cellular component: cytoplasm. The coding region runs from base 185 to 3109 and encodes 974 amino acids. The transcript has 20 exons. Gene Ontology annotation, molecular function: phosphatidylcholine intramembrane carrier activity; phosphatidylinositol binding; phosphatidylcholine binding. Lineage: Eukaryota; Metazoa; Chordata; Mammalia; Rodentia; Muridae. Gene Ontology annotation, biological process: phospholipid transport.
GCCGCUCGGCUCCUUUAAGGGAGCGGGAGGGAGCGGCGAGGCGGCGGCGGUUGCGGUGGAGGCGGCCGAGCAGGCGGGGCGGGGGCGGGGCGCGGCGCCCGGAGAGUCCGCUCCGGCCGAAGGCGCCGGGGCCGGGCCGGGAGCGAGCAGCGCCGGCAGCACAGCGGAGCCCGCCGCCCGGGACAUGGCUAAGGCGGGCAGCGCAGGUGGCCCGUCCCCGGGUGGCGGUGCCCCCUGGCACCUUCGGAAUGUCCUCAGUGAUUCAGUGGAGAGCUCAGAUGAUGAAUUCUUUGAUGCUAGAGAGGAGGUGGCUGAAGGAAAGAAUGCCAUCCUUAUUGGAAUGAGCCAGUGGAGCUCCAAUGACCUGGUGGAGCAGAUUGAGACCAUGGGGAAGCUGGAUGAGCAUCAAGGAGAAGGGGCCACAGCGUGCACGUCCAGCAUCUUGCAAGAGAAGCAGCGAGAACUGUACCGGGUGUCCCUUAGAAGGCAGAAGUUCCCAGCCCAAGGAAGCAUCGAGAUCCACGAAGAUGGCGAGGAAGGCUGCUCACAGCGCUCCUGCAAGACACAUGUCCUUCUGCUGGUGCUGCAUGGGGGCAACGUCCUGGACACCGGCUCUGGUGACCCUUCCUGCAAAGCAGCCGACAUUCACACUUUCAGCUCUGUGCUGGAGAAGGUCAUGCGCGCCCACUUCCCUGCUGCCCUGGGACACAUCCUCAUCAAGUUCGUCCCUUGUCCUGCCAUCUGCUCGGAGGCUUUCUCGCUCGUCUCUAACCUGAACCCCUAUAGCCACGACGAGGGCUGCCUCAGUACCAGCCAGGACCACGUUCCCCUGGCUGCCCUUCCCCUGCUGGCCAUCUCCUCCCCACAGUACCAGGAUGCUGUUGCCACUGUCAUCGAGCGAGCCAACCACAUCUAUGGCGAGUUUCUCAAGUCCUCUGAUGGGAUUGGCUUCAGUGGGCAGGUGUGUCUCAUCGGGGACUGUGUGGGCGGCCUCCUGGCUUUCGAUGCCAUCUGCUACAGUGCGGGGCCCUCAGGGGACAGCCCUGGCAGCAGCAGCCGGAAGGGGAGCAUCAGCAGUACCCAGGACACCCCUGUGGUGGUGGAGGAGGACUGCAAUCUGGCCAGCAGCAAGCGUCUUAGCAAGAGCAACAUUGAUGUCUCCAGUGGAGUGGAGGAUGAGGACCCCAAGAGGCCAUUGACCCGGAAACAGAGCGACUCCUCCACAUAUGACUGCGAGGCUAUCACCCAGCAUCACGCCUUCCUCUCAAGCAUCCACUCCAGUGUGCUGAAGGAUGAGGCCGAGGCUCCUGCCGCUGGCACACCCCAGCUCUCUGAGGUCAGCCUGGGUCGCUUUGACUUUGACGUAUCUGACUUCUUCCUCUUCGGCUCACCCCUGGGCCUGGUCCUGGCCAUGCGGAGGACAGUGCUGCCUGGGAUAGAUGGUUUCCAGAUGCGUCCUGCCUGUAGCCAGGUCUACAGCUUCUUCCACUGUGCAGAUCCCUCUGCUUCACGGCUUGAGCCACUGCUGGAGCCCAAGUUCCACCUGGUGCCUCCUGUCAGCGUGCCUCGCUACCAGAGAUUCCCCCUGGGCGAUGGACAGUCUCUCCUGCUCGCUGAUGCCCUGCACACCCACAGCCCCUUAUUCCUGGAGGGCAGCUCCCGGGGAAGCCCCCCGCUUCUGGAUGCCCCUGCCUCACCCCCUCAGGCCCCAAGAUCCCAGCGCCCAGAACGGAGGCUAAGCGAAGGCAGCUCCCAUAGCGACAGUUCAGAGUCCUCGGACAGCCUGGCACCUAUGGGUGCCUCCCGCAUCACAGCCAAGUGGUGGGGAACCAAGAGGAUUGACUAUGCUCUGUACUGCCCGGAUGUCCUUACCGCCUUCCCCACAGUGGCCCUGCCCCACCUCUUCCAUGCCAGUUACUGGGAGUCUACUGAUGUGGUUGCCUUCAUCUUGAGACAGGUGAUGCGUUACGAGAGUGCAAGUGUGAAGGAAAGCACUGGUCUGGACCCCACAGCUCUGAGCCCCGCUAACCCCCGGGAGAAGUGGCUGCGAAAGCGAACCCAGGUCAAGUUGCGGAAUGUUACCGCGAACCACCGUGCCAAUGAUGUAAUUGCUGCUGAAGAUGGCCCCCAGGUCUUGGUGGGGCGCUUCAUGUAUGGCCCUCUUGACAUGGUAGCUCUGACUGGAGAGAAGGUGGACAUCCUGGUGAUGACAGAGCCAUCGUCAGGCCGCUGGGUCCACCUGGACACAGAAAUCACCAACAACAGUGGCAGAAUCACGUACAAUGUGCCCCGGCCCCGGCGUCUGGGGGUUGGUGUCUACCCUGUAAAGAUGGUGGUCAGGGGUGACCAGACCUGUGCGAUGAGCUACCUCACGGUGCUGCCCCGAGGCAUGGAGUGUGUUGUGUUCAGCAUUGAUGGGUCCUUUGCUGCCAGUGUGUCUAUCAUGGGAAGUGACCCCAAGGUCCGGCCAGGAGCAGUGGAUGUUGUUCGGCACUGGCAGGACCUGGGCUACAUGAUUCUUUACAUCACGGGGCGGCCGGACAUGCAGAAGCAGCGGGUGGUGUCAUGGCUGUCCCAGCACAACUUCCCACAGGGCAUGAUCUUCUUCUCGGACGGACUGGUGCACGACCCACUAAGGCAGAAGGCCAUCUUCCUUCGCAACCUCAUGCAGGAGUGUUUCAUCAAAAUCACUGCUGCCUACGGCUCCACGAAAGAUAUCUCUGUCUACAGUGUGCUGGGCCUCCCUGCCUCCCAGAUCUUCAUUGUGGGCCGGCCCACCAAGAAGUACCAAACCCAGUGCCAGUUCCUGAGUGAAGGCUACGCAGCACACCUGGCGGCACUGGAGGCCAGCCACCGCUCUCGCCCUAAGAAGAACAACUCGCGCAUGAUCCUGCGCAAGGGCAGCUUUGGGCUGCACGCACAGCCGGAGUUUCUGCGCAAGCGCAACCACCUGCGCAGGACCAUGUCGGUGCAGCAACCGGACCCACCGGCCACCAACCCCAAGCCCGAGCGGGCUCAGAGCCAGCCCGAGUCUGACAAGGACCACGAGCGGCCUCUGCCUGCUCUCAGCUGGGCGCGUGGGGCCCCCAAGUUCGAGUCAGUGCCCUGAGGGUUGGGCGGUGCUCGGUACAGUGGGCGCAGCUAGGCGGCCUGCAGGGAUGGGAAGGGUUGCCUUCUCCGACACAGGCGUUUUCCUGCUUUUUCCCUCCCGUGUCUGUCCAGCAGUGUCCGACCAGAGCAGGGAGGGACCUUGCCCUGACAUUGGGGAGCUCUCUGGGCUGCGAUGGGGUGAAAUCCGGGGUGUCUCAGUGAAGCCGCCGCCGCCUCCCCACUCCUGUGCCCACAAGCUGGAGUCAGGGGUAAUGUGUGUGUGUGACCCUGGGGCCAAGCCUGCCUGUGCCAGUGUUUGGGUAAAGUUGACCAUCUAUUUGAGUGCUGAGGUUUCUGUAGCCUCCCUAGGCAGGCUCUAACAUGAGAAGCCUCCCUCGCUGGGCACUCGGCCAGGCAGGUGGCCGAUUGCAGGUACAGUAACUGUCUGUAGAGGAGUAAGUGGCAUUUAUGCCUGCCCUCCUUGUGACAUCCGGGGCACCACUUUGGGGCUGGCUGUCUUAUGACACAGAGAUAUCAGUUUAUGGGAGAAGAUAUUCCCUGGGUCCAAUCUAUGUAUGUGGAGUUUGUCCACAACCCUGGGGACCGGGCCUGGUGCUGACUGUCUUGCAGCUGUCUUUUGUCUCCUUUCUUGUUCUCGGUAUCCUUAUUCUCCCGUGGCCCUUGAAGACAGACAGUCCUCUUCCCCGAGUCUUGCCUUGUGCAGCUGUGAACUCAGCCCCAACUUGGUCUGGCUGCGUGCCCUGGAGUCUGUAGCAUACCUACUCUUUGGGCGCUGCCUUUUUUUUCCGUAACUAGAGGCGGCUGAGAUGGGUACUGGGUUUGACUCCUAGGCUGUCUAGCAUUUCUGCUCUCUAGGGCUUUUCAGAGCGCCCAGUGGGCCUCCUCCUCCUCCUCCCAUCCCUCCCCAUCCUGGGAGAGGGUUUCUGGGGAUGGAGCUGAAAGGGAGUCCAACACUUCAUAGGAAGGAAGCCGCUGCUUCAUGGAGAACAAGCUGGUUUGUGUAACUCAGAGGGAAACAGAAAGGCGACAACAUGGCUGCCGUUCCCAUAGCUCUGUUCAGGCUCACAUUUCCCUUUAGGUUUCUGGAAAGAACAGAGCUGAGAUCUUGAGUUCUGGAGGUUCAUGGAAUAUUGACUCAAACCGUUGUAUUCUCUUCCUCUCCCUGGCCACUCAGUUUGGUUUGAGCCUAGAACCUUCUCUAGGGCAGGUAGACCCCCUUAGCGUGGUGGCAGAGGGGUGUCUCCUUGUGCCCCUGGCCUUGCCACAGGCCUCCCCUUGCUCCCUGGCCUGGGCUGAUACCUGCUGCAUGGCCUGGGUGUCUUGGGGCCCUCUGAGCUGCCACUGAGGCCAGGGCCAAAUACCUGUGUACACUGCAGGCAUGUGUCAGCCCAGUGUUGCUUCUGCUCAAUGUCUACCUCUUGCAGCUCCCAUGCAGCCCGAGGUGGCUGUCGAUGGGGGUGGCUGGCACCAUGUUGUGAGUUGCCCAGCAACCUGGGUGCCUCACUGGGGCUGGAAGGGGGUGUGGGCUUCCAGUAGCCACCCUGCUCUCUCCACUCAAAUGUGUUCUCCAGCCUGCCAGCUCCUGUUCCC